Messenger RNA from Rubroshorea leprosula, 1562 nucleotides. NCBI's taxonomy places the organism in Eukaryota, Viridiplantae, Streptophyta, Magnoliopsida, Malvales, Dipterocarpaceae. The record is from the annotation of a GenBank genome assembly.
AUAAUUGCAAAGCUAUUAGCUAAUCGGCUUUGUAAAGUUCUACCGAAGAUUAUUGGGGAGCAGCAAAUGGCAUUCAUCGGAGGCAGACAGUUGGUAGAUGGAGUUGUAGUGGCAAAUGAGGUAGUUGAUGAGGCAAAGAGGAAGAAGAAGAAGAGCUUCCUUCUCAAAGUCGAUUUCGAGAAAGCAUACAAUAAAGUAUGUUGGGAAUUUAUAGAUUAUAUGAUGAUGAGAAUGGGAUUCAAUGUUACUUGGAGGAAAUGGAUACAGGAGUGUCUACAAUCGAAAGGGCUUAAUGGGUUAGUGUCUUCUGUAGUGGGUAAAGAGCUAUAUAAGGGAGUGAUGGUAGGACACGGUGCUGUUUCAGUUUCUCACCUACAAUUUGCAGAUGAUACCAUAUUUUUUGGUGAGGCAUUGGAAGAUAACAUCAGGGCGGUUAAAUGUAUUAUGAGGAUUUUCGAGCUUGUCUUAGGGCUCAAAAUCAACUUCGGGAAGAGCCAGCUAAUGGGAGUUGGAGUUGAGGAGGAGUGGAGAGAGAAAAUGGCUAUUAGAUUAUGCUGUAAAGUGGGCGAUUUCCCAUUUAAAUACUUGGGGAUCCUUAUUGGAGGAAACCAUAGAAGGCUAACAAUGUGGCAACCAUUGGUGGAAUCUUUUAAAAGGAAGUUAGCAAGUUGGAAAGGUCGGCAUCUCUCUUUUGGCGGUCAAAUUACGCUCAUCAAUUCAGUGUUGUCUAGUCUACUUGUCUUCUGGAUGUCCGUUUACCUAAUCCCGAAAGGUAUACUUAUUUCUAUUGAUAAAAUUCACAGAAAUUUUCUAUGGGGAGGGGAGGGAGAAAAGAAAAAAAUUAAUUGGGUAAGCUGGGAUAAAGUGUGCAAACAAAAAGAGAAUGGAGGGCUGGGAGUGAGGAACUUGAGAAAGUUUAAUUUAGCGUUGAUGGGGAAAUGGUGGGGACGCUUAGCAUCAAGUAAAGAGGGAUUGUGGAGAGAAGUUAUGGAAGGAAAAUACGGGAAGGAAGGGGAUCAUUGGUUCAAUUGGGUAAGAGAGGGUAGAGGAGUAGGCUCACUAUGGUGGAGGGAUGUGUGUGCUCUCAACACAGUGAAUCGAGUUAGAGUAGGGUGGUUGGCAGAGGGAUUUAGGAUAAAAUUGGGGGAAGGGAUUAAUGUGAGUUUUUGGUGGGAUAGGUGGUGUGGGGAGGAGUGUCUUGCUAAUAAAUUUUCGAUAUUGUAUCUCUUAUCAAUACGAAAAGAGAAGGAAUGCAACCAAAUGGGCGAUACGAAUGAUGGAAUAUGGAAAUGGGACCUUGCAUGGAGAAGAGCUUUGUUCGAACGGGAAGAUGAUGCUGUUAAGGAACUAUACAAUACAAUAAAGACAUAAGGCUCUCACCAGGCAAACCCGACAAGUGGGUGUGGGUACAUAGCAAGGAUGGCCAAUACUCAACCAAAUCAGCUUACUCAUUGUUGAUAAAGGAGCAGAGUGGAGUAGAGGGAGGUUCAACCUUCAAGAGAGUCUGGAACCUUCAAAAGAGUCUGGAAUCCCAUACUUUCGAACAAAAUAGUAGCGUUUAA